Molecule: messenger RNA, 426 nt
Organism: Chaetomium globosum CBS 148.51
Lineage: Eukaryota; Fungi; Ascomycota; Sordariomycetes; Sordariales; Chaetomiaceae
Exons: 2
Coding region: 1-426 (141 amino acids)
Biological process (GO): protein import into mitochondrial matrix
Cellular component (GO): TIM23 mitochondrial import inner membrane translocase complex
Source: RefSeq, a predicted model, not a curated record
AUGGCCUACCGUCUCAUAACCCAAGUCGUCAUAGUUGGCACCCGCGUGGUCGGCCGCGCCUUUGCCGAAGCCUACAAGCAAGCAUCGGCCUCGAGCCAGUACCAGCGCGCGCAAGCCAAGUCAGGCAACGGCGGCGUAUCGGGGCGGGCCAGCCUUAGCAGUGGCAUGACUCUCGAAGAGGCUUGCAAGAUUCUCAACGUAAAGCAGCCCCAGGGCGGCAAGGCCGACUUGGAGGAGGUCAUGGAGCGCUUCAAGCGUCUGUUCGACAACAACGAUCCCAAGAAGGGCGGUUCCUUCUACUUGCAGAGCAAGAUUCUGCGUGCGCGAGAGCGGAUUGAGGCCGAGGUGAAGCCCGCAAUAGAGAAGGCCGCACAAGAAGCAGAAACGAAGGAGGGGUGGAACCCCAAGAUCUACAAAGACAGGUAG